AAUAAGAAACUCAAGAAAGUCUCCUCCAAGGGGAGGAAGAGCGCAGGCAGGCCAGCCGAGGCAGGACUUCCGGGCAGGCCCCAGGGCGGGGGUCACAGGGCUGGGAGCCGGGCGCAUGGCCAUGGACGGGAGCCCGUGGUGGCCAAACCUAAGCACAAGCGAACUGAUUAUCGGCGCUGGAAGUCCUCGGCUGAGAUUUCCUACGAGGAGGCCCUGCGGAGGGCCCGCAGGGGACGCCGGGAGAACGCGGGGGUGUUCCCCACGCCCGUGCCGCUGCCCUACGCAAGCCCCUACGCCUACGUGGCCAGCGACUCCGAGUACUCGGCCGAGUGCGAGUCCCUGUUCCACUCCACCGUGGUGGACACCAGCGAGGACGAGCAGAGCAAUUACACCACAAACUGCUUUGGGGACAGCGAGUCGAGUGUGAGCGAGGGCGACUUCGUGGCGGAGAGCACGACCACCAGCGACUCUGAAGAAAGCGGAGGCCUAAUCUGGUCCCAGUUUGUCCAGACUCUCCCAAUCCAGACGGUCACGGCCCCUGACCUUCACAACAACCCUGCAAAGACCUUUGUCAAAAUUAAGGCCUCCCAUAACCUCAAGAAGAAAAUCCUCCGCUUCCGUUCUGGCUCGUUGAAACUGAUGACCACGGUUUGAGCCACAUCAUGGGUGUAGAAAGUGUCUUUUUUUUUUCUCCUCACUCUCAGUGUCGAAAUAAAAAAGGCACCAUUUGUUGUAUGUGUAAUACUUUCAUGGAAUGCUUGUCUUUUAAGAUAAAACCGAGGUUAAAUUAUUAUCUCAUCAUCAUAUAUGGACUCUAGUGCCUUUGAUGGAAGGUAAAGAAUGUUAUUGCUAGUUAGAAGUAAAUAUUGAGGUUUUGAUGGUGGUGAUAGUGAAUGAGUUUUGUCGUAGCAGCUGUUUUUUCUUUAAAAUCUGAGCCUACGGGCAAGGUACAGAUUUUAAUUGUCAAGUUUUAUAGGGAUGAGACCUUUGGAUACCAAGGUCAAGUGGGUGGAAUUUUAGGACAUACCUUUGCUCCUUGACUCUACAGGACAGUGUCUCCACCAGGGUUUUUCUGUUGAGGGGCAUCACAUGCAAUUGUGGUAAGUAGGUAGGAGAGGCAGUCUCAUUGUUUCUAUGGUUUCUUUAUGCGGUCUAAUUUCUCAGACUUGUAUCCCCAUUCUUUUUUCUUUUCAGAACUGUUCUGUUUACUGGACUCAUAACAUGCAGCCCAGACCUUAUAUCCAGAGAUGGCAACCUGGAUGGGCGGGCUGGUAAUACCUUCAAAGGAUUCAUGAAAACUUUUGCCACACUUAGUGCCUAGGCCCUGGUUAUAGUUAACUCCUUCUAGGGCCAUUUAUCCGACAUUUUGAUGCCUUUCCCCCAGCUCCCUAAUUUGUAACCAAUCCAACCAUUCAAUCCUUGGAGUAUUUGCCUUCGGAAUAAAAUGUUGAUCCUCGGGUACAGAGAAAUUCAC
Carlito syrichta (Philippine tarsier) is the source of this 1474-nucleotide messenger RNA. Its product is annotated as dapper homolog 1-like. Gene Ontology annotation, cellular component: cytoplasm. The transcript has a single exon. Gene Ontology annotation, biological process: negative regulation of canonical Wnt signaling pathway; negative regulation of JNK cascade; regulation of Wnt signaling pathway, planar cell polarity pathway. The record is from RefSeq and is a predicted model, not a curated record. Lineage: Eukaryota; Metazoa; Chordata; Mammalia; Primates; Tarsiidae. The annotation marks the transcript as partial.